CUUUUCAGCAGCAAGCUUCUUAUAGAAUUCCUCACGCUGCUUAAAUGCAGGCUUGUGGUAACCAUACCACCAGGCCAAGCCACCAACGGUACCUAAACCAAGAAUCGUAGAGAAAUCAAUGAUUACUUGUCUGCAUCAAACGUUAGAAUUCCCGAUUUUACCAACAAGUUCGUGCUUUUUUGUUCUAAACAAGAUCAAAACAUACCUUUUGAAAAGUCCAGUAAUAGGUCCAACAGCCAUAGUGAAAAAAAAAACACAAAAACUAAGCUUGAAAUUGAAUUGAAAGAGAAGGGGGAAGUUGGUAAGUUUCCUUUUAGCUGGUAUACGAUUUGUCUCCGCCAGUUGGAGACAUAGUGAACUCGAAGGAUCUCCGUAUACCCAAUGGAAAACAAAACAAAUACGCAACAGGUAUUGCUUAAUCCUUGAAAAUUUUGUCUUGGUAUCCUAUUUAUAUCGGUUUUUCAAGAAACUGUUUCACCAUAUGCUUUCUAAUUCUUCCCUUCCUUGAGAACUCUCUAGCUCUUUUGAUUCUUACGGCUACAUAAUCUCAAAAUCAAAAGAAUGACUUGUAUAGAAUAAACUAGCAAAAAUUUCCCGCGAUGGAAUGAUUCAACUCAACUUUAGUAUGUUUGUUUACUACAUUAAGCUGCUGUGCAACUUGACAUAACACGGUGGCGCACGGUAAAAAGUUUAAAAAGUUAUGCUCAAGGUUGCUAUUUGCAAAAACUGAAUUGAGAGACCCAUUCAACGCGAAUUCAAUAUAUAUGAACCUGUUUCUUUUUCAUUCUUGUGAAGAAGAAUCACUUUAUCUUUUUCUCUUUUAAUUUAUUUAUUUUGUCGAUAUAUGAGAUUGUAACGGAAAGCCAAAUCAGUUUAAGACGCGUACCUAGGAAAGCGACAUACAUCAAAGUACGAGACAGCAAAGUGAGCUUCCUCAUCAAGUAUUCUUUCUGUUAAGGGAUAGAGUGCUUCGGUCUAAAACGAGACUCGUGUUAAGUAUCUGCAUUCAUCGUUGUUACAUUUUGACGUAUUAAACGUAUCUCUUUAUCUUUUAGUUAUACAACAUGGAAGCUAUUCUAUACAGUAUUCUACAGCAGAAUGGGUUUGACGGAAUAACGAAAGCUGCUGAACGAAUGUUUUUGGAUGCAAUCGAUAAACAUCUUAAGACUUUAUUUCACGAAUUAGCAAUCCAUACACAAAUCGGAAAACAUAAUGAACCCACUACUGAAGACGUUGCACAUUGGUUCAACUUGAGCAAUAUACCUGUGUCAGGUCUUCGAAAAGAGUUACAAACAGUAUACAAGCCUUUAUCUAAGGACUUCAUCAAAAAUUUGGAAGAAAGAAUUCACAAGUCGGCUGAUAUACCGGAUCGAUUUAAAUCAUCUUUGGAUUCUAGCAUGAUAUCUCACUUGCUGGGUUCUUUGGCUGUUUCUCAAAACCGUCCUAAUUAUGUAGCAAGUCAUUUGCCGCCUUUUCCUGCUUCUCAUACUUAUUUAGCUAGCCCCGUGUACCCAGUGAGACCCACGUCUCCUAGACGGAUACGGGAGCUUGCUACGAAAGAAUCCCGUUUGGCUGAAAAUGCUUUACGAAAGAUCUUAGAUGCCAAUCAACCUCAGGUUAUGAAUUCACCUCGACAAGCCGCUUUUACGAAGGCAUGCCAAGAUUUGCAGUUGGAUAGCAAAUCAUUUCACAUUGUAAAUUGGGAAUCACAGAAAUGGAAUGCUCCAAGAUAAAUGCUCCUAAUCAACCUCUAGUUCUAAUUAUCCAUUCAAUGAUCGCACUUCCUCUAGAUGACCGCGAAUCCUGUGUUUUAUGUUAGAAUUUUCCAAAGAAGAGGACUCGGAUUUACAAGUUGAUUUUCUUUAACAUACUUUCGAAAAAACCGAUGUACCGUUAAGCAAACCACCUUGUUGCUAUCAUUUUCUACUUUCUCGCACAUGUACUGUUUCAUGCAUUUGUAUUUGAAGCUACUGGGUUGUUCCUCUUGUGAUUCGCCAUGUUUUGUCUCAAGAGAAGACACCAUUCCAUUGUUGGAUAAAUUUGCCAUGAAGCUUAUCCUAAAACAUUAACUUUAUCGUUAGCAUAUUUUUUGUAAUGAAUGUUUCUUUUAUGUUCCA
Molecule: messenger RNA, 2117 nt
Organism: Schizosaccharomyces cryophilus OY26
Lineage: Eukaryota; Fungi; Ascomycota; Schizosaccharomycetes; Schizosaccharomycetales; Schizosaccharomycetaceae
Product: transcription factor TFIID complex subunit 8
Exons: 2
Coding region: 1065-1733 (222 amino acids)
Biological process (GO): transcription initiation at RNA polymerase II promoter
Cellular component (GO): transcription factor TFIID complex
Molecular function (GO): protein heterodimerization activity
Source: RefSeq, a predicted model, not a curated record